Messenger RNA from Triticum turgidum subsp. durum (durum wheat), 2190 nucleotides. The record is from the annotation of a GenBank genome assembly. NCBI's taxonomy places the organism in Eukaryota, Viridiplantae, Streptophyta, Magnoliopsida, Poales, Poaceae.
AUGUCCCGCCCCGACGCCGCCUCCCUCCUCUCCCCCUCGCCUCCGCCGUUCAAGCCCCAUCGCCGCGGCCGCUUCCUCCCCUCCAUACUCGCCGCCCUCGCCGCGGCCGCCGCUCUCCUCCUCCUGGCCGUCCUCCGCUCGCCGCCGACCCCGUCCCCCAACCUCGGCUCCCUCUUCCUCUCCCUCGGCUCCAACAACACCGCCGCCUCCCACCUCCGCGCGCUCACCCUGCACCCCCACGUCGCCGGCACCAAGGCCAACUCCCUCACCGCCGCCUACGUCCUCCACGCCUUCUCCUCCCUCUCCAUCCCGUCGCACAUCACGCCCUACUCCGUCCUCCUCUCCUACCCCGUCCACCGCUCCCUCUCCCUCUCCGCGGGGCCCGGCCGCGCCGCCAAGCCCUUCUCCCUCACACAGGACACCUACCCCAGCGACCCCUACGCGCGCGCCGCGGCCGAGGUGACCCCGACCUUCUUCGCCUACUCCGCCUCCGGGUCGGUGUCCGCGGAGGCCGUGUACGCCAACUACGGCCGCGAGGAGGACUUCGCCUACCUCGCCUCCCGCGGGGUCGACGUCGCGGGAAAGGUGGCGCUUGCGCGGUACGGGAGGAUCCACUGCGAGGACAUCGUGCACAACGCGCGCGCGGCGGGCGCCGCGGCCGCGCUGGUGUACCCCGACCCGCUGGAGUACGGCGGCCCGGCCGGGGAGGGGACGUUCCCCGACUCGCGGUGGCUGCCCCCGAGCGGCGUGCAGGUGGGGAGCCUGUUCCGGGGCGUGGGCGACCCGACGACGCCGAUGUGGGCGUCGUCCGAGGGGUGCGAGCGCGUGAGCGUGGAGGACGCCAUGGCCACCGACGACAUGCCGGGCAUCCCGGCGCUCCCGGUGUCGGCGCGGGACGCGGCGGAGAUCCAGCGGGUCCUGGGCGGGGCCGAGGCGCCGGCGGGCUGGCAGGGCCAGGACGGCAGCCCCGCGUACCGGCUUGGCCCAGGGCCGGCCGUGCUGAACCUGACGUAUCAAGGCAAUGAUACGAUGGCGACGAUUGAGAAUGUCUUCGCGGUGAUCGAAGGCGCAGAAGAGCCGGACAGAUAUGUUAUCCUGGGAAACCAUCGCGAUGCCUGGACGUUCGGAGCCGCCGACCCCAACAGCGGAACAGCAGCUAUGAUCGAGCUAGCACAAAGGUUUUCGAUGCUGCAAAAGCAAGGGUGGAGACCUCGAAGGACAAUCAUUUUCUGUAGCUGGGAUGCAGAAGAGUACGGAUUGACAGGAUCAACUGAAUGGGUUGAAGAAAACAGGGAGAUGCUUUCCUCAAGAGCUGUUGCAUAUCUGAAUAUUGAUGUUUCGGUAGUCGGUCCGGUUUUACUCCCAUCUACAACUCCCCAACUGGAUGAGCUACUCCUUGAAACAAUUAAACUGGUUCAAGAUCCCGACAACUCAUCUCAGACGGUGUAUGAUGCAUGGGUCAAAUCCAAUGCUUCUCCCAAGAUUCAACGACUGGGCAAUGGAGGAUCAGACUAUGCAGCAUUCGUUCAACAUGUUGGCAUUCCAUCAACCAACUUGAUAUUUGGAGAAGGGCCAGGAUAUCCUGUUUACCACUCUUUAUACGAUGAUUUUGUAUGGGUGGAGAAGUUCGCGGACCCUGGGUUCCGUAGGCAUGUCGCAGCUGCUAGCAUCUGGGGAAUUAUGGCUUUGAGACUUGCUGACGAAGAGAUCAUACCGUUCGAUUACAUGUCCUACACCACCGAGCUUGAGGCAUACACAAAAGUAGUAGAGAAGGAAACCGAGGGCACGGCUGUCAGUUGCUCCCCGUUGUACAACUCAAUCAGAGCUCUGAAAAAGGCAGCUACCAAAGUUAACAGCGAGCGAAAGGAAAUUCAAAGGGAGCUGUCAAGCAAGCAGCUGAGCAAGGGCUCGAUGAAGAUCCGGGGGCUUAACGACCGGCUCAUGCAGGCAGAGCGAGCCUUCACUAACCGGGAAGGCAUCUUCAAGCAAGCCUGGUACAAGCAUCUGAUCUACGGACCAUCGGAGCAGAACGACUGGGACACCGCGUCGUAUCCUGGUAUAGCCGACGCCAUAGCCACCGCGAGGAGCAGCAACACCUCGGCGUCCUGGAAGCUGGUGCAGCACGAGGUUCACAGGGUCGCCAGGGCCGUGGCACAAGCAUCCGCCGUGCUCAGCGGAAGCCUCACAUGA